AUGAGCAACGGUCGCCGGCGUGCAUCGAAGCCGUCAGGCUCGCCGCAGCUCUUUAGAGCGAACCCACCAAAGAAGGACGGCGGCCUCUCAGACCCGCUUUUGCUUUCUCCAGACGUGCUCGACGACGCCACACGUAGAGAGCUGCUGCAGGAUGUACUUCGCCAUCGCCGCGCGUCACCGUCGUCGGUGGACCGGCCAUCAAACCCAGGUGCCGUACCCGGCGACGCCCACUCGGACAAAGAGCCAUUUGCGCACCAGCUCCGCACGCGGGUGCGCUCCGGCAGCAACUCCAACAGUGACAUCCUUGUCACCGCCAUGGCGGCACGCCUCAAGGACCUGGAGUCGCAGCACAAAGCGUAUCAAGCGGAGCUGAAAGAGCUGCAUGCCAAGUACCGCCAACUCAACGACAAGUAUCAGCGAGAACGUCAGCUCCGUGAGGAGGCAGAGACGGCGGUGUUGACUCUCUACGACGAGAAAGAACUCCUAGAGGCGGAGCUGCGGGAGAUGGAGGCGGCACACGCAUGCGCAUCCAGCGCUAAAAGCAAUCACCCACUGUCACCGCACAACCGCGCGGAGAAGUUCACUCAGGACACCCGAGCCUCACCGUCGCACUCACCGCCAACACCCUCACGCGCCGUAAAGGCUGAUCUUUUCAGCGGUGACUUCACAGACGGCAGCACCAACGACGGCGCCAAGGCGACGGAGAAGGAGGGACCGACGCACUUUGUGAAUACGGCGCGACCCGACACCGUUCAGAAGGCCGGUGGUUUGCCGAGUAACCGCCAAGCCGCCUCCGCCGUCGCCGGCUCAUCUGCGCAGCCACCAUGUCGUCAGUACUCUGUCAGCUCCAUGGACAUGGAGCUGCUCACCAAGAAUGCGCGCAUUCUAUCCGAUUACGUCGGCUGGAAGGGCGUUUUCAAGCAGGGAAACCAGGCCGGCAUCCGCGAGCGCGAUGUUGUGCGCGUCGUCGUUUACAAGAACGGCAUUUGUGUGAAUCAAGGGCCCUUCCGCCCGUACGGCUGGGCGCUGUGCGACGCCUUCCUGGAUGAUCUCAUCGAGGGCUUUUACCCGUACGAAUUCAAGGAAAAGUACCCAGACGGUUUUCCAAUCGAGGUGGUGGACCGCACCGGCGAGACGUGUGAAACAGAUCGUACUGGCGCCGUACAUGGUAAGGAGGCCGCUUCCCAGGCGAAUGCAGGACCGCUCUUCCCAAAUGAAGGUGGCCGGCGACUUGGUGCGGCUCCGCAGAACCCCGGCAGAAACCCGGUACGAGUCCACACGCUAGGCGAGACGAAGAACAUCGGUUACACUCCUAUCCGUGUAGAGGAAUUCCUGAAGAAGAUUCCGGCACAAAAAGUGACCGCGAGCGGUCAGCUGCUCUCCGUGCGCGACGGGGUGGCGGCGUUUAUGGGAGUGGGGGCAACCGGCGCAUCCAACACGUCGGCCCCCCGAGCUUUGGGAACAAUCAAGCAUGUCAGCGCUGCCGAGGCUGCGUAUCGUCGAAGAGUGGCGCAGCAGCAGCAAUCUGCUUCGUCUGUGACGGGGGCUUCCGGCGCGGUCAGUUCAAUGUUCGUGGGCAACCUCAUUGCCGUUCUCAUACGCCUCCCCGAUGGACAGAAGAUCACGCUGCACAUGGCGCCAGAAGACACGGUGGCCUCCUUGCGCAAAGAGUUCGCCGCCGCCGCGCCAAGCUUCCGGGAAGUCCGAUACGAGCUGUGCCAGGCCUUUCCACUGAAGCAAGAGUGGAAUGAGCACCAGCGCACGUUUGCAAGCCUUGGCGUGGAGAAGAGCUGCACGCUCAUGGUGAAGCUGAUCAAGCAGGCGUGA
Molecule: messenger RNA, 1827 nt
Organism: Leishmania mexicana MHOM/GT/2001/U1103
Lineage: Eukaryota; Euglenozoa; Kinetoplastea; Trypanosomatida; Trypanosomatidae
Exons: 2
Coding region: 1-1827 (608 amino acids)
Biological process (GO): proteasome-mediated ubiquitin-dependent protein catabolic process
Molecular function (GO): ubiquitin binding
Source: RefSeq, a predicted model, not a curated record